AUGAAAGUUUGGCAGAUGGAACAGUAUCCAUUAGGCGAUCGUCGCCUUCCUCAUCAUAUUUAUCCACCAAAAUUAUACACACCGAUUCAGUUGCAAACUCUCACCGGUAUUGUUUCAUAUAAGAUUGAUAUUGAUGAUGUUAAUGCGAUGAAAAAACGCAUAUCACGAGUGAAAGCAGAACGAAAGAUGAAUACAUCUGAUAUUUUUACGCUCCAUGAAAAUAUAAAAGAUUUCGAACAAAAGUUGGAACAAUUAUACAAGCCGAUAACGAAAGAUGUUGAUUCUAUAUUUCUCAUUUUGAAUGGAAGCGCAUAUUAUGACAUUGAAAUGAAAGAAGAAGAUUGGAUUCGAAUAAAUGUUGAACGAGGUGAUCUUAUCAUCAUACCACCCGGUUGUAAUUAUCGCUUUACAUUAACACCACAG
This is a messenger RNA of Cercopithifilaria johnstoni, 423 nucleotides long. Lineage: Eukaryota; Metazoa; Nematoda; Chromadorea; Rhabditida; Onchocercidae. The record is from the annotation of a GenBank genome assembly.